Messenger RNA from Brassica rapa (field mustard), 2077 nucleotides. Its product is annotated as protein SPEAR3. The record is from RefSeq and is a predicted model, not a curated record. Gene Ontology annotation, molecular function: DNA-binding transcription factor activity. Lineage: Eukaryota; Viridiplantae; Streptophyta; Magnoliopsida; Brassicales; Brassicaceae.
UUUCCUAACUUACUGCUAUCCAUGUUUCCAAACAGUACUAUUUUUUAACUACUAUCCAUAUUGCCAAACAAUCUCAAUGUGUACUUCAACUUUAAUAAUAUAGAUAUAUGCAACACCAGAAUAAUAAUAAAACAACUAUACUUUGAGAAAAUUAUGAUGCGGCAUGAAAAAAGUAAACAAAAUAUUACACAAAUGGUCAAACCUUAAGCUAUGGGUGUCUUAGUAAAAAUCCGUUUCUGGUCCAGUUUCAGAAUUUACAAUAUAAUUAUAUAUUGCGAAUUGAGUUUUGGAUUGUACGUAGUACUGUAAUCAGAAAUAGUUAAUCAGAAGUAUUUUCUUACGCAUAAAUGUUUUUAAUUGGUGUAUGUGUAUAGAUGUUUUGUUCGAUUAAGAUUUAUAUGAAUAUCUAAAAUGUACAAUAGGAUUUUUUUCUAUCUAUUUUAGCUUUUAGAUCUAUUUGCCAGGUAAUUGUUGGUUUUAAUUGUACAUCUCUAGUAUAGCCCGAUAAUUAAGAUUUCAAAAUUGUGAUUUCAUUUUCUAAUCAUUUAACAUAUCCAUCAAAGCUUUACAAUUUCUAUUUUAAUAAAGUAAUAUCGAUAUAUCAUGAGGACAAGGUAAAAACACUAUAGUAAAAAUGAAAUAUUUUUAACUAAAAGAAUUUUUAGCAUUUUAUAAUUAAUUUAAAAAGAAAAGCAAGCCCAAGUUAUAAUAUUUUUUGCUAUCAUAUAAUACUGAUAUUGUAUAUACAAACCUAUUAUUAUGUGGUUUACUGGUUUUUAUUAAAACCCCUCAUUUACUAAAAUACUGAAAUAAACUGUUAGCUAAUGAAUAUCAUACAUGAAAAUACUGAAAUAACCCGUUAGCUAGUGAAUAAUAUUGUAUUAAUUAAGAUCCUAUAUUUUUUUUUAAUUUAUGUAGUCUUUUGUGUUUGAAGUCAUUCAAAAACGAUUUAAAUAGGAAAAUAUAUGAUAAAUCAUGAUUAAAAUAUCACACAAUCAUUGUUAUUUAUUAAAUGAUAUAUUUUUGUCAGAAUUAAUUGUGAAAUCAAAUAAGGGCAUAAAUUCUAUGUAAUGUAUGUAUGUGUGUGUAUGGGACGUAUCUAAUGAAAUCUGGACACAAUCUGAUCCAGCGAUGCAAUAGUUACUGAUCUUUAAAACAAACCAAAAAAGUUGUUUUUUCUUUCUUAAAAUAUAAAAUAAAAAUCUUAUAAAAAAAAAGUCUUAUAAAGAAGAGAUCACCAUUGGACAUCUCUUUGAUUCCUCAGCUCAAAGCUAACCAAACCAACCCCACAGGUACACACACAUACACACAUAUUGUUGGGUCUCUCUCUCUCUACCAAUCUUGUCUCUCUCUAGGUAUUGAUUAUCAGUUGCUUCGGUGUAUAAAUCAAGAAAUGGGUAGUAGUUUCUUUGGGAGACCAAAAAUGGGUGGAUCUUCGUCUUCCUCACCAACAUCUUCUCCGGCAAAGAGAGGGAAGAACAAGAAUGGUUCUGACAAGCCUAAGCAGCCACAGAGAGGUCUCGGGGUGGCGCAGUUAGAGAAGAUUAGAUUACACAGCGAAUUAAACUGCAAGAGUUUCAAUACUUAUCCUUCUUAUCAUCCCUCAACUAAUAAUGAUCAGAUGAAUGCAAGUAAUGAUCUAUACGAGAGAACACCCAUAAGAUACAGAGAUGCUCAGCCUCACAUAGCAACAAGUUGGAACCCCAACUACGGCAUCUUGGAGAGCCAACAUUUUGUUGAACCUAACAUAACCAGACACUUUUUACAUGAGGACCAGAGAAAUAAAUUGGGAUCGGGUAUCCAGAUGAACUUCGAAACAAGUGACGCAACUGAGCCAGAUUUGGAGUUGAGAUUGUCACUUUGAGUAAUGUAUGAACUCAUGUUAUUUUCAAUGAGGCCAUGGAUUUGUUAUACACUCAAAGCAACUUAGAAAGAAAUAAUAUGUAACUUAGGUCAUCAUUUGAUUUCAUUUGAUUUUUGGGAAUCAGAUUUUGAUAUCAUGAUGCUAUGUUUUCUAAAGAGUAUGUUUGUAAAUCAACAUAAGUUUCAAAUACAAAUCAAAGCAGUUAUAAAGUCA